Jaculus jaculus (lesser Egyptian jerboa) is the source of this 3961-nucleotide messenger RNA. RefSeq names its product anoctamin 8 (gene Ano8). The coding region runs from base 90 to 3707 and encodes 1205 amino acids. The transcript has 18 exons. Gene Ontology annotation, cellular component: plasma membrane. Gene Ontology annotation, biological process: chloride transmembrane transport. NCBI's taxonomy places the organism in Eukaryota, Metazoa, Chordata, Mammalia, Rodentia, Dipodidae. Gene Ontology annotation, molecular function: chloride channel activity. The record is from RefSeq and is a predicted model, not a curated record.
CUCGGCGGUGGCACUUGGGUCCCCAUGAGCCCGCAGCCCCCCGGCGCCCGGGUGUCCCGCAACCCCUGACCUGCGACCCUGUCCUCGCCAUGACCGAGACAGCCUCGGGCGCCGGGGGCGCGUCCAUGGAUGGGGAGCGUGGCAAGAGGCCCCCACCCGAGGGCGAGCCCGCGGCCCCUGCGUCUGGAGUGCUUGAUAAGCUCUUCGGGAAGCGUCUUCUGCAGGCAGGUCGCUACCUGGUGUCCCAUAAGGCGUGGAUGAGGACGGUGCCCACCGAGAACUGCGAUGUGUUGAUGACUUUUCCAGACACCACUGAUGACCAUACGCUGCUCUGGUUGUUGAACCACAUCCGGGUAGGCAUUCCAGAACUCAUCGUACAAGUUCGCCACCAUCGCCACACGCGUGCCUACGCCUUCUUCGUCACAGCUACCUAUGAGAGCCUCCUCCGUGGGGCAGACGAGCUGGGUCUGCGUAAAGCAGUGAAGGCCGAGUUCGGCGGGGGCACCCGGGGCUUCUCCUGCGAGGAGGACUUCAUCUAUGAGAACGUGGAGAGUGAGCUGCGCUUCUUCACCUCCCAGGAGCGCCAGAGCAUCAUACGAUUCUGGUUGCAGAACCUGCGAGCCAAGCAGGGGGAGACGUUGCACAACGUGCGCUUCCUGGAGGACCAACCAAUCAUCCCUGAGUUGGCUGCCCGAGGGAUCAUCCAGCAGGUGUUCCCUGUACAUGAACAGCGCAUCCUGAACCGUCUCAUGAAGUCGUGGGUACAGGCCGUGUGUGAAAACCAGCCUUUAGAUGACAUCUGUGAUUACUUUGGGGUGAAGAUUGCCAUGUAUUUUGCCUGGCUGGGCUUCUACACAUCUGCGAUGGUGUACCCAGCUGUCUUUGGCUCUGUUCUAUAUACAUUCACAGAGACUGAUCAGACAAGCCGGGAUGUGUCCUGUGUGGUCUUUGCUCUAUUCAAUGUGAUCUGGUCAACGCUGUUCUUGGAGGAAUGGAAGCGAAGGGGGAUCGAGCUGGCCUACAAGUGGGGGACGCUAGACUCGCCUGGGGAAGCUGUGGAGGAGCCACGUCCCCAGUUCAGGGGAGUGAGACGCAUCAGCCCUGUAACUCGAGCCGAAGAGUUCUACUACCCGCCCUGGAAACGGCUGCUAUUCCAGUUGCUCGUGAGCUUACCGCUGUGCUUGGCCUGUCUUGUCUGUGUCUUCUUACUCAUGCUUGGCUGCUUCCAGUUGCAGGAAAUGGUGCUGAGUGUGAAGGGACUGCCCCGCCUCACCCGCUUCCUGCCUAAGGUCAUGCUGGCUCUGCUGGUCAGUGUGAGUGCCGAGGGCUACAAGAAGCUUGCAAUAUGGCUCAAUGACAUGGAGAAUUACCGGCUAGAGAGUGCCUAUGAAAAACAUCUCAUCAUCAAAGUUGUCUUGUUUCAGUUUGUGAACUCAUACUUGAGUCUGUUCUACAUUGGCUUCUACCUCAAGGAUAUGGAGCGUCUAAAAGAGAUGCUGGCCACCUUGCUCAUCACCCGGCAGUUUUUGCAAAACGUGCGUGAAGUCCUGCAGCCACACCUGUACCGCCGGUUGGGCAGUGGGGAGCUGGGCCUCAAGGCUAUCUGGGAGUUGGUCCGGGCCCUGCUGGGCCUGCUGAGCCUCCGGCUCCCCUUGUCCCGCCGCCUGGAGCCCCAGGCUGAUGAGGGCAGUGUGGGGAGCCGCAGGUGUCUGGGUGGAGGCUGUGGGGUGCCUGAGGAGGAGGAAGAGGCCACAGUGGAGCUGAGGCCAUCUGGAGAAGGUGGGGAAGUUGGGGAUGGGCCUCAGGGUGGCAAAGAGGAGGAUGAGGAGGAGGAAGAAGAGGAGGAGGAUGAGGAAGAAGAUGAGGGUGAGGAAGGAGGCCUCCUGGACUGUGGGCUGAGAUUCAAGAAGGUCAGCUUUGCAGAGCGAGGUGCCGGGAGACGCAGGCCUGGCCCAAGCCCAGAGGCCCUCCUGGAGGAGGGAAGUCCCACCAUGGUGGAGAAGGGGCUGGAGCCAGGGGUGUUCACUCUGGCUGAGGAAGAUGAGGAUCCUGAGGGACCUCCUAGCAGCCCUGAGCUGGUGCCACAGACCAUCCUAUUGCGGCGAGCUGGUGGUGAGGGCCGUGACCAUGGGCCAGAUGGAGGCCGGGACCCAGAGACAGGCUCUGGUGACACGGUAGGAAGACAGAAGAGGCAGAACCGGUCAUCUUGGAUUGAUCCACCUGAGGAAGAAGAUUCACCCCAGCUCACGCAAGCAGAGCUAGAGAGCUGUAUGAAGAAGUAUGAGGACACGUUCCAAGACUACCAGGAGAUGUUUGUGCAAUUCGGCUACGUGGUGCUCUUCUCUUCUGCCUUCCCGCUGGCCGCACUGUGUGCCCUGGUGAACAACUUGAUCGAGAUCCGCAGCGAUGCCUUUAAGCUGUGCACGGGCCUGCAGCGGCCCUUUGGCCAGCGCGUCCAGAGCAUUGGCCAGUGGCAGAAGGUCAUGGAGGCCAUGGGCGUGCUGGCCAUCGUGGUAAACUGCUACCUCAUAGGCCAGUGUGGGCAGCUGCAGCGCCUCUUCCCCUGGCUGAGCCCGGAGGCUGCCAUUGUAUCGGUGGUGGUGCUGGAGCAUUUUGCUCUGCUUGUCAAGUACCUCAUCCACGCGGCCAUCCCCGAUAUCCCCAGUUGGGUAGCUGAGGAGAUGGCCAAACUUGAAUACCAGCGAAGGGAGGCCUUCAAGAGGCACGAGCGACAGGCGCAGCAUCACUUCCAGCAGCAGCAGCGGCGACGACGCGAGGAGGAAGAGCGCCAGCGCCACGCGGAGCAUCACGCGCGGCGGGAGCGCGACCCGGGCGGCCGGGAGGAGGCGCGCGCCGAGGGCUCGGGGCAAGACCCCGCCGCCCCAGAGAAGUCCUCGGCCAAGGCCAAGGGCAGCAGCGCCGCGGGUGGCCAUGGCGCGGAGCGGCCCAGGCGGCCGGGGUCAUUGCUGGCCCCUAACAACGUGAUGAAGCUGAAGCAGAUCAUCCCCCUGCAGGCCAAGUUCUUGUCGCCCGCGGCCGCGGGGCCCGGCUCCGCAGCGCGCGCGCCCGCCGCGCAGUCGCCCACGGCCGGGGACACGCGCCUACCCGCCUUCCUCAGCUUCAAGUUCCUCAAGUCGCCCGAGGCGCGGCGGGACCACGAACGCAGCCACUCGCCGCCCAAAACCUUCCACGCCGGCAAGCUUUUCCCCUUCGGGGGGACCCGGGCCGAGGCCACAUCCAACGGGGCUCCGGGCGUCCAGGCACGGCAAGACGCCGCCCCGGGCGGCGGCAGUGGCGGCGGCAGCCGGGUGCAUCGGAGCGGGUCGGGGGACGAGGUCUCGGCUGAGGAGCUGGAAGCCGCCCGGCCCGAGGAGGAGGGCUCAGGGACUGCGCCGGCUCUCGUCCUGCGCACGCGCCGCAGCCGGAGCCCCGCGUCGCUACCACCAUCGAGGCCACUGUCCCGGCCCCCAACGCCGCCCGCCAGCUGCUGGCAGUGGGACACGCCCUGGGGCUGCGGGGGCGACGGCGCCCAGCGUCCGCCCUGCGCCCCGGCUGGGCCGGAACCGCAGGCCCUGCCUGGGGACGGCAGCUUCUACAGCCUCGCGCCACCCGCGCUCGAGUCCCCAGCGUCCCCGGCGUCUCCAGAGUCCCCGCCCGGUCCCAGCCCCAGCCCGCAGGCUGCGUGCUGGCCCGGCGCCUGGCAUUAGCCCGCUCGCCAAGCCUUCCUUCCUUCCUUCAUAUGCAAUAUCGCGGCCCGUGGGGGCAUCCCCAGUAUUGGCCUCCCCGCACAGGCCUAUCUGCCGUUUUCCUUUUGACCAGGAUGGGGGAGACAAAUGCAAGACCUCCCCCCCAAUACCAAUACAUAAAAACCAGAAUAGGCAAUUAUUUAUUUGUUUUUAAUUUAUUUUGUCAUAUUUUUGUAAAACGGCAGAAAUGCAAUAAAAAGUAUAUUUCAACAGUG